Messenger RNA from Lutra lutra (Eurasian river otter), 1514 nucleotides. It is a transcript of the gene YPEL5, whose product is annotated as yippee like 5. The transcript has 5 exons. Lineage: Eukaryota; Metazoa; Chordata; Mammalia; Carnivora; Mustelidae. Bases 412 to 777 code for a protein of 121 amino acids. The record is from RefSeq and is a predicted model, not a curated record.
GAGCUAUGCCGAGUGAUUGACGUAGAGGCCCAACCAGGGAGAGGCGGGGCCAAGGCCAGGGCCUGACUAAACCUGGAGACUCGGGUGGCCGAGGGGCUUCAUCCCAGCUGAGGAGCGAGGAUCCGCUUGCGGCCGCGGAUCUCAUAGCCGCUCCGGGUCUCCUUGACAGAUGGAAAACCUGAAGUAACCUCAGGCUAGCUAACCUUGUUUUUGGGAAACUAGACUUGCUGGUGAAAUCCCUGGGGGUAAUAGGAUCUUAGCUCACUUUGCAUGGCCGCGUGUACAGUGUUGCAGCAGCGUUCCAACACGGACGAACCAAAAUACACGAAGUGUUCCCAGGGGGAACUAAGGAAAUUGGAUUUUUAGAAGACGGCUUUUUCUAAAAAGGUUUUUAGAACUUCAGCUAUAAAAAUGGGCAGAAUUUUCCUUGAUCAUAUCGGUGGUACCCGUCUGUUUUCUUGUGCAAACUGCGACACAAUCCUGACCAACCGCUCAGAACUCAUCUCUACUCGGUUCACAGGCGCCACUGGCAGAGCGUUUCUUUUUAAUAAGGUAGUUAACCUGCAGUACAGUGAAGUCCAAGACCGGGUCAUGCUCACGGGCCGCCACAUGGUUCGAGAUGUGAGCUGCAAGAACUGCAAUAGCAAACUGGGAUGGAUCUACGAGUUUGCCACUGAAGACAGCCAGCGCUAUAAGGAAGGCCGCGUGAUCCUGGAGCGCGCCCUAGUACGAGAGAGUGAGGGCUUCGAGGAGCACGUACCGUCUGAUAACUCUUGAAGAAAAAGAGAUCACUCCAUCUUUUCCCAGGUCUCCUUCACUGAAAACAAAAAUCUACUUACAUACACUGUCACCUUAGCAUCAGGUCGGAUUCAUGAACUGCGGAACAAGAGGUUGUGAGAAUCUAAGAUGGAACUUUCCUUUCUUUCUUUCUUUCUUCCUUUUUUUUUUUUUUUUUUUAAUUUUCAGUUUUCCAUCCAGCAUCAGUGUGUAGAGAGAAUAUUAUGCAGAUGCCGUUAAUUUUUUUUUUUUCCCUGUGUUUACAUCUUGAGGCAGAAUAGUCUGUCUGCAGCUACGUGAUGGGCUAUGUGAGGGGAAAAAAAUCUGGGCUAUUAGAGUGAAAAAGUGUGUUUUAUGUAAAUUUCGAAAGGAAAAUGUGUCAAGAGCAUGGUUUUUAAACUUAUUUGGGCUUCAUUUAAAAAAAAGUUUUUUUAAAUCCAGUUAUUUCACCUGAUUUGCUAGCUUCAGGGAAGAGAUCCGAAUUUGUGACCAGCGCUAAAGGUUCAGUGUUAGUAUGGCUUGUGCUGGCCGCUGUGCCAUAUUCUUGUUGGAGAUGAACCGUAGCACCAGAGCCCAUCCUUCCUUGUCAGUCUUGACCCAAAGAUGUCACCAUUCCUAGUUACUUGUCACCACAUAAUUGGUGUUGAUUGGAAACUUUUCCUGAAACGGGGCAGAACUGCUUGGUUGUCUUUUCCAUGUAACUUAAGCAUAGUAAUAUAAAUAAAGUAAUAGUUGGA